UCCUCCCCUGCACCUCAUCAAUAGUCAAAGAGCCUCCUAUGUGAGAUUAUAUAAUGUCUUGCGACUCUUUUUUUUCUUUUUUUUCUUUUUUAUACAAUAUUUGGCUUCAUGUGCGCACCAACCUUCAGCCCUCCUCGUCUCGCGCAGACCCAUUGACCGCUUUCCCCUCUUCCUCCUCCCUCGGUUUACGUUCACCCCCUCCUUCCAUCCAUCAUGCCCAUCACCCAUUUAGUUAAAACAUACCACACAAGCCUCAUGUGGUCGCAGUGUGUACGUGUGUGUGUGUGGUGUGCGGAGGAGGUGGGGGUCACUGCUGGAGGAGGAGUCCCUCAGCUCACCUGAAUAGUACCCUCUUUGUGCGUCUGAGCCUUAUAAAGCCACGCUCAGAUGCCUUCCAACCUUGCACACCUUAACCCUCUGUGUGGACGCAUCAUCCCUUACCCUCACCCAUACAUCCGUCACAACGCCAUGAGAGCCAGGAUGAGAGUCUUGCUGUUGCUCGCGGCGGCGGCCGUUUGCGUGUCGCACGCUCAGAACAACAACAACAGCAGCAACGACAACAGGCAGCAGCAACAGCAGCAGCAGCAGCAGCAGCAGCAGCGCAGCAUCUGGGACGAGCCCAUCCGAUUCAGCACCAAGACCAAAGACACAUGCACUAUGGUGGUGUCCGGAGCCGGGGACUAUACUCGCCUGCGUGUCACCUGCAAGGGUCCAAGCCAGGGCCAGACUCCAGGACGCUCCUACUACUGCGACUUCCAGGGCAAACCCAACCUGUGCCGCGCCUACAACCUCAACCCUCGCCACUACUUCACCCAGAUGAUGUGGGACAUGAGGAAGCUGAGCCACGCCUGCCAGGGACCCAAAGUCUACCGCCCGCAGAUGUGCAAGAAAUACCCCGACGAGGCCCAGAUGACCUUCCUGGCCUCCUGGCCCAAGACCACCACCCCAAAACCCUCCAAACCCGUCCAGGAGCAGCGUAAACCAGUGGCACCGCCCCAGUCCAAACCCGUCAGUACCCCAAAACCCGUCAAGCCCCAACCUCAGCCCGCCAAGCCCCAGCCAGGCAAGGGCCCCCAGACCAAGAAGACCACCACCAAGCCUGGGAAGACCACUACUCGUCCCACAGAGCAGCCCGACUCCAAAGCAUCACGCAUCGCCUCCGAGUACUGCUGGAAGAGCUUCCACGGCGUCUGCAGCUACUUCAUCAGCUGGUUCCAGAACUGAGGCGAUAACUGUUGACACCGGUUGGAAACAGCAGCGAUGGACCCAGUCAGAACUCGCCCCUCGUCUAUCUUGGACCUCUCCGGGGUCUGCGCGGGAGCUCCUGGAGUCACUUUUGUCGCCUCGUGACGUCCCAGUCCCCCACACUGCAGCAUCUCACGAGCUGAGCCAAAAAAAUUUUUUUUUAAAAACACUCGACCUACACCUGUGUACGGUUAGCAGAUGACUGCUUGUGCUGUCAUGUAGUGUUACGUGUCAUUUUCUUUCUUUCUUUUUUUUUUUUUAAAUCUGUAAAACAAAACAGCAACACCAAGGGAAAAUAUGGCAGGCAUGUGAUUUAAGAAAAAAUGUGAAGGUAAAGAGAAUAAAGUCAAA
Acanthopagrus latus (yellowfin seabream) is the source of this 1596-nucleotide messenger RNA. It is a transcript of the gene fgfbp2b, whose product is annotated as fibroblast growth factor binding protein 2b. Lineage: Eukaryota; Metazoa; Chordata; Actinopteri; Spariformes; Sparidae. The record is from RefSeq and is a predicted model, not a curated record. Bases 388 to 1224 code for a protein of 278 amino acids. Gene Ontology annotation, molecular function: growth factor binding. Gene Ontology annotation, biological process: cell-cell signaling. The transcript is spliced from 2 exons.